This is a messenger RNA of Ananas comosus (pineapple), 708 nucleotides long. Its product is annotated as vegetative cell wall protein gp1-like. The transcript has 2 exons. The record is from RefSeq and is a predicted model, not a curated record. Bases 1 to 708 code for a protein of 235 amino acids. NCBI's taxonomy places the organism in Eukaryota, Viridiplantae, Streptophyta, Magnoliopsida, Poales, Bromeliaceae.
AUGUCAGUAUUCGAACUAGAGGACUAUCUGCACUUGUGCGAGUCUGCUCUGGCCGCCCUCUCCCGCCGCCCCGCACGCCCGAGCUCGCGAGCCUGCCGGAAGAGGCUGCAGCCAGGCCGGGUCUGGCCCAGACCUCCGAGCCAGGCCCGACUCAGGUUUGGCGGCCUUGGGACCGCACUUCCCUGCGGCCCAAAGCCCCCUGUCGCACCCCGCUGGCGAUCUCCCUGCAACCCGGCGCGUUGCGUCCCCGCCGGCCCCGCGAUGCUGCGCUCGGCCUCGCGGCUGCAGCCAAGGCUCCCGCCGCCGCUCAGGUCCUGUAGGGCCGACCUUGAGCCGGCGCCACUCCCAAGACGCCGCCAUUACCCCCCUGAGGUGGCACCACCUCCUCCUCCGUCUCCGCCACCGGACAUCGCCCCGGCCGACCUCCCCCGAUCGCCGCCGUCGCUGCCGCAAGCUCCAACCCGAGAGGAAGUCACGGCCCGUUCUCCGCCGCCGCGCCACGGCUGCUGCCGCCGCCGCAGACACCUCCUCCCGGACCUCCCUCGACCUGCUGCUCCCAUCCCCGCGGCGAGUGCCCGCCGUCCGAUCGCCGCGGCCAUCCUAGCUCCACAGCUCCGUGAGUUAGUUACUUUUGGUCCAGCACUCGCUGUUUUGCGUUCACGGUCACUGUCCGUGAUUCCGAUUGACUCCCUGGCACCUCGGAGGUGA